CCUCUUAAUGUAUUUAAUAUAACAUAAGAUAUUGAUCAUUCCAGUUGACAACACGAUUUAUUAUUUUGAAAUUUUCUUUCCUUACAUUUUUAUGAAAGUAGUAGAAAAAUUAAACAUGCUAUGUGGCAGGGAAAUCAACAGAGAUUUACUUUUCAUGAAAAUGAACUACUUUUUCGCAUGGGGCGCCUACGCACCUGUUAUUCCGUUUUGUGCCACUAUUGGAAAACAACGAGGUUAUUCCGCAUUGGCGAUGGGAAUCACUUUGACUGGCUUGCAGAUACCUAGUCUUGUUGUACGACCUUUGCUAGGAAGCGUCACGGACGCCUACCAAUGCCGGAAAUUGAUGUUUCUCAUUGGAGAGGUGCUUUCAGCACUAGCAGUUCUCGGAUUGAUAUUUUUACCUGGUGCAACGGUCGCAGAAAGUAUCGCCGAUGAGAUCGUGUUUAACACCUUGCUGUACUGGGUGUUCUUUUUUUUAUUGUUUUUCUUAUACCUUGGAUGUGUAAUGCGGUCGCUCAUGGAGGAUACGAUCUGUGUCAGUCUACUCGGAGACAAUGUACACAAUUACGGACAACAAAGAGUUUGGGGAGCAAUUGGUUACGGUAUAAUUUCUAUAGUUUCUGGGGUGGUCGUCGACUGGUUUAGCAUAGGACAAGCUCAUGACGACUUUAGACCCGGAUUCGUGAUAGCAUUUAUAUGCGUAGCCUUCGACGUGUACGUUUCGGCUAAAAUCAAGGUUGAACAAGUUAAAAAAACAGAAACUUUUAGUGGCAAUAUGAAAACAGUUUUGACUGAUUUUAGAGUAAUCGUAUUUUUAAUUGCAACCAUUUCGUUCGGUUUCUUUUAUACCUUUGUUCUGUAUUUUGUCAUCUGGUACCUCGAAGACAUAACCAAUUUACAUCAUCCUGAAUAUGAACCCCAUAUAAAAACUAUUCAAGGGCUUUCUCAGACUAUUCAAUGUUUUUUAGGUGAAGUACCAUUCUAUUUUGUUUCUAGUUAUAUAAUCAAAAAGGUGGGUCAUAUGAACGUGUUUUCAUUGACGUUCGUGGCUUAUGCAAUCAGAUUCGCUCUUUAUUCGAUUAUUGAAAAUCCGGUGGUUGCUUUGAGCGUGGAAAUAUUUCAUGGAAUCACUUUUGCACUACCGUAUUCUGCCGGAGUCGCGUAUGCCGCUAAAUUGGCUCCGGUUGCUGCGGAAGGGACGAUGCAAGGAUUGGUUGGAAUGACAAUGAAGGGCAUAGGUAUUCCGAUGGGAAAUUUUGUCGGAGGUUAUAUAAUCAAGAAUUUAGGAAUCGUAGAUGCUUUUAGAAUAUUCAGUAUAGGUUCGCUUAUGGUUUGUAUCGUUGUAUCAACAAUGAAUCUUAUUGUAAAACGCAUGUACAAAACCGAAAAUAAUGUUGUCCAGACUAGUUGAAAUCAUUCGAUACGCACCUAUUGUUAUACGGUCAUAAUUAAACCUGAUAAUGUUUUUUUUGUUUUGUAAAUAUUGUAAACUAUCGGUAAUCCUCAAAUGUCCUUAUAUAUUUUACUUAAUAACUGUACUACCAACUAUGUGGUCCAUAAACAUCUAACCUAAUGUUUAAAAACGUUUAAUUUUAAGUGUUUAGAACUGAGAAUUAGAACGAAUACAUCACUUCUCCCUA
Molecule: messenger RNA, 1640 nt
Organism: Adelges cooleyi (spruce gall adelgid)
Lineage: Eukaryota; Metazoa; Arthropoda; Insecta; Hemiptera; Adelgidae
Product: major facilitator superfamily domain-containing protein 6-A-like
Exons: 7
Coding region: 92-1411 (439 amino acids)
Cellular component (GO): membrane
Source: RefSeq, a predicted model, not a curated record